UGGAGGUGGCUGUAUCGGUUUGUCCAACUCGAAAAGUGAAUGGAUGCAAUGGUGUUCGGUCGUCAUCUUGCUCUUGAAAUGCUCCCUAUUCUCUACUCCACGUGUACAAGUGUACCCAUAGCAGGGAGUGGAGGCGAUCAGCCGCAGGGUGAGGGUGCUGCGCCAGGAGCGGCUGCUGACCAGCCACCUGCGAGCGGGAGCGAGGUAAUACCCAAGGAGGAAGAGAAGAUCAAAGAUCCGAAGGAGGAAGCUGAAGAAGAGGAAGAAGCCGUUGAGGAAGACGAAGGCGAGGAGAAGGAGAAAUCGGAUGACGAUGACGAGCGGGACCCAGAAGGAGAAGAGGAUGAGGAUGAGGACGAGGAUGAAGAAGAUGAAGAGGAAGGGCAGGAGCAAGACGAAGAGCCGAAGGGGCCACCCCCGCACAAUAUCUUUUUAAUCUCUGAGUUGGAAAGGCUUUCGGCGGUUAUCAGAGCAAUUGAAGAAGACACAGGUGUUGUGCCAUUGGGCGCCAUGGUGGUCAACUCCAACAAUGACGUCAUCAUUAACAAGUUUUUCACAGGUUUACCUUACAUAGACAAAUUGGACUCUUAUGUACACAUCCACCAUGGGCCAACUGAGAAGCCUCUGUCAAAGGACAUCCGAGGGGAGCGUGGUGGGCGGUGGUCCGGGCACAGCCCGUCGAAUAGUCCAAGGCCGUCGGAGCGGUCCGGGCACGCGCACCUGCCACCACACUUGCAACCUCUGCCUGACACGGACGAUGAGGAAGGGGACGAUAGACGGUCACAGACCGUGCCGUUGGGAAGCGGAUCCACCCAAGAGUGGGCGGCUACAGAGCUGUUUGGAAGCCGUGACGGCGGUAAAGGGCAGUCGUACACCGAACUCCUCCAGCAGGGGCUCAGCGACACCGAUGGCGAUGGCGGUGUGAAUCUGUCGCUUGGACUCGGCAGCGGGACGUCGGCAGCCGUCUCUCGAACGGUCGUCGUGAACCCCCAUCCCGACGACGAUGGCGGCGACGUGACGGCUGUUCAGCGAUCACCCAGGUCUCCAGCGCCGCUGCGGGAGGCUUCGGGGAACAACAAGGAUCCUCCUAGGCAGCAAUUUCGGUCGCCGUCUGUGUGUAGGGGCGCCUCCGCUCGCCCCCAGUGGAUGCAGUCUCCGUCUCCCCUGUCCGCCGGUUCGAGUGCAGGUCGUCGUGUUGGCGAGUGUAGGGAGACAGCGCCUGCCGUUGCUGAUGUUGGUGACGACUCAAACGAGUCUUCGACACGUGACGGAAAGGAGGUGUGGGCAGAACAACGACGGUUGAUGAGGUCGGUACGGGAGGAGUCCAUAACUCGGGGGGUGCAGCUAUUGCGUGUUGGGGAAGACGGGCACGACGGCGAGGAAGCAGGGGCGGACGCGCACGACCCCGACGGGAAUGACAACGGCGCUGAAGGUUGGGAGGACGACGUAGGCAACGUUUCGCCGUCGAAGCAGGCGGCCGUUAUGGGAGGGAGGGGCGGGAAGACGAAGUCGUGUGGCGGUAAUGGUCGUCGGGGCAAAAGGACGGCAGGCAAGGGCAGCGAUGCCGAAGGUGACGUCGAUGGUGAAGGAGGUCGUCACUUCUGGUCCGUCGACGACAUUAUAGCCCUCAUCCGGGCUAAACGUGAUCAGGAUGCGCAUUUGCAGGGGAUGGGCCACGCGUACGCUCGGAUGAAGCCGCGGGAAUGGAAGUGGCUGGAUGUGGCGACGAGGUUGAAGAAGGUGGGCGUUGACAGAGAGGCGGAUCGGAUGCAGCAGUUCAAGAAGGUUCAUCAUUUCCAAGGACUGUCCGGGAAACAGGACUUCUUCCAAUUGUCUGGGAAGGACAUGAUGUCGAAGGGCUUCAGUUUCAAUAUGGAUCGUGCGGUUUACGACAAGAUACUGGGGUCGACCGUCAAGAACCACACCAUAAACCCGAAGAAUGUCGCGGACACUGGCGCUCAGGGUGGUGUAUGUCUGCCAUCCGCCUCCUCUGCGGAUCCUGAAUCUGUGGGCGACGGGGACGGUGGUGCAGAGCAUGACGACGACGACGACGGGUCCACCAAAGGGGUGAAGGUAGGCGAUGUCGCGGGGGAGGGGGACAACGACGAGGCAUUGGUGAACAGGCUGCGCCAGCGGAAUACGCGGGAAGGAAUGGAGGCGGCGGCGAAGCUGUGGGUGGAUGACCUCCGCUUCUGGAACGAGAGGGAGGGAUUUGCCAUCGUCAAGUUGAUCGCGGAGGCGCGUGGUUAUCUUGUGGCUGUGGCGCGGGGAGAGCAGCCUCCGCCCAUUCGUCGCAGCAUCGUCUUGCCUCACAACAGCAUCCCACAACAGAAGAUCGCGGAGGAGUCGGAGUUAAACGCUGCGAAGGAGAGGGCGCUAAAGGUUCAGGGGAUCGCUUUGCGAGUGAUACACGGGUGGGUCUUCAAGUCUCAGAACAGGCAAAGGGGGUACCACGCGGCCUACCAGUACGCACUCAACCACGCGGCCAACGACAUCGCUCGCGCGAUGUGGAUGGGGGAGGACUGGCGUUAUUGUGUGAGUCCGAUGGUCGUCCACCACACGCUCGACAUGGAUAUGAAGCUGCCUUUGUGGUUCGUGGGCGCCGACAUCGAAGACAGGCACGAGGACGACGGCUUGGCGGCUUAUCAGGAGGCGAGCAUCCAGCGACUGGUGGGGGCUUUCACGAGCGCCGUGAUCAUUGCGGAGGCGACGGACGGCGGCCGUAUAUCGCACGAAAGGUUGAAGACCAUGGCCGACGUGAUGCGGAUGAUGCUCGCGACGACCAUGUGGCUCAUGCGGAUGGCGGGUGACGAUCAUCGCGCGCAUUACGACGCCUGGGUCUUCGUCCAACUCACGGCGAAGCCGACGCUCGUCGCAUCCAUGCAUCGCUGCUUCGACGCGCGUCGGCACAUCGUGCAAGCUUCGACCGUAAUCACUGACAAGUUGGCGAGUCCCCCCAUCACUUUCAUCGACCCUCCAAUGUAUGUUCCCGACUGGGUGUCCAUCGGUGUGAAGUUCUCACACGACGCCACGCUGUCUUCCCCGAUGGAGGCGAAGAAGGUGGAUUGGCUGGGCACAGGCCCCCCGGAAGACGAAGACGGCGGGAAAGGCGACGAACAGGGAAGCGGGGGGGGUCGAUGACGCCUUUAAGUCGUCUAUGUAGUUUUUCCUCACGUGAUGCUGCUCUGCCGUGGCUUGUUUUUCGA
This is a messenger RNA of Chara braunii, 3206 nucleotides long. The record is from the annotation of a GenBank genome assembly. Lineage: Eukaryota; Viridiplantae; Streptophyta; Charophyceae; Charales; Characeae.